AUGACCAGUUUGUUAAAAGAAAUAUAUGAGAAAACUGCAGAAUAUACAGCAUUUUAUACGGGCGGAGACAUUCAGUGGACUGCAGAUGGAGUACACCUGCUGUGUCAAUGUGAGGAUGUUAUCAAAGUUGUUGAUGUCAAUACAUUCUCUACCUCCCAUAUUAUUGGAGAAACAGAAGAAGAUGGUGAGCCUGAUCAAAUUUAUACUUUCCAAAUGUCUCACAGUAAUAAUUUGGUUCUUACUGCACACAAGAGUGGACUGAUGAAGCUCUGGGAUAGAGAAACGGGAUUACAAAAGAAGGUUUGGAGAUCAGGUCACAAAGGACCAGUUGCUAGGUUGGUUUUUGAUCCUAUAGAUGAAAAUGUAGCUUCUGGAGGUUCUGAUGGAAAUAUUAGAUUGUGGGAUUUAACUCACAACACUUGUACAAGCAGUUUAAGAGGUGCAAUGGGUGUAUUUUCUGUGUUGAAAUAUCAUCCUGAUUUAUCCAAACAGCUGAUAUUUGGGGCAGCGGAUGAUACAAAAAUUAGAUCAUGGAAUUCAAAAAAUGGUAAAGAACAUGUAAUAUAUUCAGGGCAUUUUAGUAAGAUCACUUCCUUACAAUUCACGUCAGAUGGUGAACAUAUGAUUAGUUCUGGAAGAGAUAGAGUGCUUAUCUUAUGGAAGAUAAAUGAAAGCAAGGCAAUCAGAGUACUUCCUGUUUAUGAAAGUAUAGAAAGCACUGUACUUCUGCCAUCAACAUUUAAAAUUCCAAAUUUUAAAAAAAAGUCAGAGACUGAAGGUAUUUAUGUUGCUUGUGCUGGUGAAAAAGGGAUUGUUAAAGUAUGGAAUGUAUUGAUGAGCCGUCUUAUGUUUGAACAAAACAAUAGCCUUGUUUCCCCAGCGUCCGAAGAGGGGGGCCUAGCCAUUACAUAUUUGCUGUUUAAUGAAUUAAGAAAUGUCUUAUCGGUUGUCACUGCUGAUCAUAAUAUUAUUAUCCACGAUUUAGAAACAUUUGAGUGUAAAAAGCAGCUAAUUGGCUUCACAGAUGAGGUGUUGGAUAUAAUAUUUGUUGGUAAAGAAGAAAGACAUAUGGUAGUAGCUACAAACAGCCAAGAUUUGAAAUACUAUGAAAUUGAUAAUAUGAAUUGUGAAAUAUUAAAAGGACAUACUGACAUAGUUUUAGCUCUAGCAUGCUUCCCAACGAAACCUGAAAUGUUUGUGUCUUCUAGUAAAGAUAACUCUGUAAGAAUUUGGAGGCAAGAUGCUGAAAAAGGAGUAACAUGUAUUGGAGUAGGAUCGAGACAUACAGCAUCUGUAGGAUCAGUGUCUACUUCUCAAACAUCAAAUGAUUUUUUUGCUUCUGUCAGUCAGGAUAACUGUUUAAAAGUCUGGGGUGUACCUAAGGAAUUUAUUGCGACUGACCAAAAAAUUAAAUCUACUUACACUGAAUUAGCACACCAAACGGAUAUAAAUUGUGUGUCAGUGUCUCCUAAUGACAAAAUAAUAGCUACUGGCUCUCAAGACAAAACUGCCAAGCUUUGGUCAGAGGAGCUUACAUUAUUGGGUGUAUUAAAAGGUCAUAGGAGAGGAGUUUGGUGUGUGCGAUUCUCUCCUGUUGACCAGGUUGUACUAACAUCUUCAGCUGAUAGUACAAUAAAACUGUGGUCUAUAGCCGAUCUUAGCUGCUUGAAAACUUUUGAAGGUCACGGAAGUUCUGUUUUGAAAAUAGAAUUUCUUAGUAGAGGACAGCAAAUUUUGUCAAGUGGAGCAGAUGGUCUCCUUAAAUUGUGGAAUAUAAAAACAUCUGAAUGUAAAAUGACAUUAGACAACCAUGAUGGCAAAGUAUGGUCUCUUGCGAUUAACAAGAGUGAAAAUAUAGUAAUUACGGGAGGAUCUGAUUCGAAAUUAGUUAAACUAAAUGAUGUAACAGCAGAGAAACGAGAACAGAUGGCUAAAGAAAGAGAACAAGUGAUAUUGCAGGAACAAGAACUUAUGAAUCUGUUACAUGAUAAACAAUUAAUUAAGGCUUUGAGGUUGGCCCUACGCAUGGAAAGACCAAAACAUGUUUUAAAAAUAGUGAAUGAAGUUCUAAAAGAUAGUAGUGUUAAACUAAGUGAAACAUUAAAGGAAAUUAAUCAUACGCAAAAAGAAACCUUACUAAAGUUUGCUGCAGAAUGGAACACUAACAAUAAAAACUGUCACGCUGCGCAACUAGUACUAAACAUAUUGGCGCCGGAAAUAAUAUCAGGCCAUUUAAAAGUGCCUAGCUUAGCUAGUUUUCUUGAAGGCGCCCUACCUUACACAGAAAGACAUUUUGAAAGGUUAACGAACUUAUUGCAAGAUCUAAACUUCAUAACUUACACUGUGAAUUGUAUGCAGCCUCAUGUUACUAGUCAGUAA
This is a messenger RNA of Arctia plantaginis, 2379 nucleotides long. Lineage: Eukaryota; Metazoa; Arthropoda; Insecta; Lepidoptera; Erebidae. The record is from the annotation of a GenBank genome assembly.